CUUUCGGAAAGUUGUAAAAUCACCUGUUUGUGUCGUGUACUGUAUAUUGUGAAAGAUGAGUUUGGGAGACACAUAAAUGCUACAAACUGACUGACAGACGUUCGUACUUUUAAAAAUGGACUCAUCAUCACCAUGUGAUGAGCAAACUGUUGUGCCACAACAAGAGUCAAAGUCUGAGACGGAUGACAGCAAUGAAAUUAAUGCAUCUCAAUCUGAGAUCAAAGCAAAUACCUCCAGCCAAUCAGAGACCACAUCAGACAUCACCAGCCAAUCAGAAGGAGGAAUAAAAAACCCUGAUAUGCAUAAAAUUCCUGUGAAAGAAAUAUAUGAACCUGCAGACCUGAAAAAAUGGGAACAAUCAGAGGGUUACAGGGAUUUGGUUGGAUUUAUUACUGCUAUCAACGAGGCCGUGAAGGGGAAGAAACUAACCGAUAUUUACCAUCUCUCCAAGACAACAGAAAACCUCUUGGCCAUGUUAGAGAAAAUAUCAAAGUGGAUUGACGAGAUUCCUCCUGUUGACCAGCCACAGCGAUUUGGAAACAAAGCUUUCAGGGACUUUUUCAAAAGAUUAAAAGAGAAUGCAGAGACACUAGUUAUGGAAUCCAUUGGGGAUAAUUUUGAGGCCUGCAUUCCGGAAGUGUCAACAUAUCUCUUUGAAGCUGUAGGAAAUGACACAAGGAUAGAUUACGGUUCAGGACAUGAGCUUGCCUUUGCAGCUUUCCUUUGCUGUUUGUUUAAAGUUGGAGCUUUAACAGAACAAGAUGCCCCAGCAGCAGCACUCAAGGUGUUUGAAAGGUACUUACAACUUGCCAGGAAGUUGCAGACCGUGUACAGAAUGGAACCAGCUGGUAGCCAUGGCGUCUGGAGUCUGGAUGACUUCCAGUUUCUCCCAUUUUUGUGGGGUAGUUCACAACUUAUAGGACAUAAAAGGAUCUUUCCCAAAUCGUUCGUGAAUCCUGAUAUAUAUGAACACUUUGCUAAGGACUACAUGUUUCUGGGAUGUAUUAAAUUCAUCAAUCAGGUAAAAACUGGUCCUUUUGCUGAACAUUCAAAUCAGCUAUGGAAUAUCAGCGGGGUAGCAAACUGGGAAAAGGUGAAUUCAGGCUUCAUCAAGAUGUACAAAGUAGAGGUACUAGGUAAAUUUCCAGUGAUCCAGCAUUUUCUCUUUGGAAAUCUUCUGUCCAUCAAACCAGCUACAUGAUUAGGUGCUGCAGCUAACUGGAAGCCUUGUUGACUUUUUUAUAUGUGCAUACAAGACCAGAAAAUAUAAGACAUAGCAAUACUACAUAAAAUCAGCAGAAUUUCAACAGAUUUCAAACAUACUGCCAUUAGUGAUUUAAUACAUGUACAAUUAUGGAUAUUUCAAAGAUAAUUUGAUAUGCCUGUCUGUUCACUUUUACAAAAGUAUGGACUAUUAGAUCAUAUAUAUUUAGAUAUGAUUUUUAUAUAUUGCUUAAUGCAGAAUAUUUGUAUGAGAUACUGUGUGUGUUAUGUAUAUGCAGUAAUAAAAAUCUGAUUGCAACUUCU
This is a messenger RNA of Ostrea edulis (European flat oyster), 1527 nucleotides long. RefSeq names its product serine/threonine-protein phosphatase 2A activator-like. Gene Ontology annotation, biological process: mitotic spindle organization. Gene Ontology annotation, molecular function: protein tyrosine phosphatase activator activity; peptidyl-prolyl cis-trans isomerase activity. Bases 116 to 1201 code for a protein of 361 amino acids. Gene Ontology annotation, cellular component: cytoplasm; nucleus; protein phosphatase type 2A complex. The transcript has 10 exons. NCBI's taxonomy places the organism in Eukaryota, Metazoa, Mollusca, Bivalvia, Ostreida, Ostreidae. The record is from RefSeq and is a predicted model, not a curated record.